Molecule: messenger RNA, 3452 nt
Organism: Phacochoerus africanus (Common warthog)
Lineage: Eukaryota; Metazoa; Chordata; Mammalia; Artiodactyla; Suidae
Gene: ZNF569
Product: zinc finger protein 569
Exons: 6
Coding region: 519-2582 (687 amino acids)
Biological process (GO): regulation of DNA-templated transcription
Source: RefSeq, a predicted model, not a curated record
UCCCAGGUUCCGAGGGCCGGACUCACGAGGGGCAGCUGCGGCCAAACUGUCAGCUGAGCCCCAUGGGCCGAUCUGAGAGCGCUCGAACGCAGCGGUCGGUUAUUCCCACCGCUGCCCAACCGAAAGGCCAGCCCCGCCCCGGCGAGCGCGGGGGCCGCUGGGAAGUGUUAUCCUUCGUCUAACGGACCGAGGCCGGUGCUGCCUUCAUUCGCCGCCGGCCCGGACCUUAGUGGCGCCCCAGCUAGGGCCGCACCGGCUGUGCCACUUGGGCAGCGUGGAAGCGUGGGAUUGGGGCCUGUGUCCGCGGGCUUGGUGGUUCUUCAGGUAUUAAGGAUUCAUUCAUUCAUCCACUCAUCAUUUAUUGAAUGCUGUGUGCAACAGGAAUUAUUAUAGAUGCUUGGGAUAUGGCAUUGAACAAAGGAGACAAGCUCUCUGCUAUCAUGGUACUUACAUUGUUGUGGGCCAGGUAAUAAAUAAGCUCUGCCUUCUCAGGCCCAGUCUGUUCUCAGAAAGAGGAAAUGACUCAGCCCCAGGUAACAGUGACAUUUAAAGAUGUGGCUAUUGACUUCACUCAGGAAGAGUGGCGGCAGUUGGAUCCUGCUCAAAGGAACCUGUACCGGAAUGUGAUGCUAGAAAAUUACAACAAUUUAAUCACAGUGGGAUGUCCGUUCACCAAACCGGAUGUGAUUUUCAAGUUGGAGCGUGAAGAAGAACCAUGGGUGGUGGAAGAAGAAGUGUUCAAGAGACAUUGUCCAGGAGAAAUAUGGGGGAUUGAUGAACAUCAGAAAAUCCAGGAUAGACUUUUGACACAACUUGAAGAUAAAUCUACAGAAACACUGACUGAAGAAAAACUCAUUGAAUAUCAUAAGAAAUUUGCAAGUGCAUUUCCUCCAAACUCAGACUUUUUUGCUUCAAAUCACAAUCUCUAUGAAUAUGACUUACUUGGAAAGUGUUUAGAACAUAGUAAUUUCAGCUAUCAUAAUAAUGAGAGAAUCCUUAUAAGAAAAGAACAUUAUGAAUAUAAUGAACCUAUGAAAUCAUUUGGCAAUAGCUUCUUCCAUUUUGUAGCAACCCCCUUUAAGUGUAAUCACUGUGGAAAAGGUUUUGAUCAAACCUUGGACCUCAUCAGACACCUGCGAAUUCAUACUGGAGAGAAACCCUAUGAAUGUAAAAAAUGUGGAAAAGCCUUCCACCACAAAGAAAAACUCGUCAAACAUCAUAAAAUUCACAGUAGAGAACAGUCUUAUGAAUGUAAUGAAUGCGGGAAAGCUUUCAUUAAAAUGUCAAAUCUCAUUAGACAUCAAAGAAUCCAUACUGGAGAGAAACCCUAUGCAUGUAAGGAAUGUGGUAAAUCCUUCAGCCAGAAAUCAAAUCUCAUUGAUCAUGAAAAAAUUCAUACUGGAGAGAAACCUUAUGAAUGUAAUGAGUGCGGAAAAGCAUUCAGCCAGAAGCAAAGCCUCAUUGCACAUCAGAAAGUUCAUACUGGGGUGAAACCUUAUGCAUGUAAUGAAUGUGGUAAAGCAUUCCCUCGAAUAGCAUCUCUUGCUCUUCAUAUGAGAAGUCAUACAGGAGAGAAACCUUAUAAAUGUGAUAAAUGUGGAAAAGCCUUCUCUCAGUUUUCCAUGCUUAUUAUACAUGUGAGAAUUCAUACAGGUGAGAAACCCUAUGAGUGUAAUGAAUGUGGAAAAUCCUUCUCUCAAAGCUCAGCCCUUACUGUACAUAUGAGAAGUCAUACUGGUGAAAAACCUUAUGAAUGUAAGGAAUGUAGAAAAGCCUUCAGCCACAAGAAGAACUUCAUUACACACCAGAAGAUUCAUACUAGAGAGAAACCUUAUGAAUGUAAUGAAUGUGGAAAAGCUUUCAUUCAAAUGUCAAAUCUCGUUAGACACCAGAGAAUUCACACUGGAGAAAAACCCUAUAUAUGUAAGGAAUGUGGCAAAGCCUUUAGCCAGAAAUCAAAUCUCAUUGCUCAUGAAAAAAUUCAUUCUGGAGAGAAACCCUAUGAAUGUAAUGAAUGUGGUAAAGCCUUCAGCCAAAAGCAGAACUUUAUUACACAUCAGAAAGUUCACACUGGAGAGAAACCUUAUGAUUGUAAUGAAUGUGGUAAAGCCUUCUCUCAAAUAGCUUCCCUUACUCUUCAUCUAAGAAGUCACACAGGGGAAAAGCCUUAUGAAUGUGAUAAAUGUGGGAAAGCCUUCUCUCAGUGCUCAUUGCUUAAUUUACACAUGAGAAGUCACACAGGCGAGAAACCCUAUGUAUGUAAUGAGUGUGGAAAAGCUUUUUCUCAAAGAACUUCCCUUAUUGUGCACAUGAGAGGUCAUACAGGUGAGAAACCGUAUGAAUGUAAUAAAUGCGGAAAAGCCUUCUCCCAGAGCUCCUCCCUUACUAUACAUAUACGAGGUCAUACAGGUGAGAAACCCUUUGACUGUAGUAAAUGUGGAAAAGCCUUUUCUCAAAUCUCAUCUCUUACACUUCACAUGAGAAAACAUACAGGUGAAAAGCCUUAUCAUUGUAAUGAGUGUGGUAAGGCUUUCAGCCAAAAGUCGCACCUUGUUAGACAUCAGAGAAUUCAUACUCAUUAAAAAUAGAAACUAUGAAUCUCAUGAGUAUGGAAAGCCUUCAGAAGGAAUUAGCACCUCUUUACACAUUACAUAAUCGGAUCUAUAGUGGAAAUCUGUGAAUGUGGGAAAGCCUUGUGAACAAGGAACACAUUUGUCAAAGAGGAGACUUCUUACCAAAGUCACAAAUUGUAUAAUGAGAAAGCUGAUCAUCAAAAAUCUUCAGCAGACAUCUUAUCUAAUGAUAAUAUUUGUCCAGCAUUCUCAUUAAAAUCUGAAACAAGACGUUUAUCUCAGCAUGCCAACAUGAUACUUGAGCUCCUUGCCAAUGUCUUAAGCACAAAAAAACUAGAGGAAAAAAAUGUAAAAACAAUCUUUUACAUGAAAAUAGUUAAUUAUGAAAUAUGUUGAUACAAAAUAUUUGAGAAGAAACGCAAUAUGAAUUACUAAAAUUUGAGAAAAAUCGUCUGAAGACUUGACAUUCUAAAAGAAAUAUGAAUUUCACAGAUCUCUAAGUUUAAAAUACUUCCACUCAAGGUUUUUACCGGUUAUAUUUUUAAAAUUAACAGACUGAUUCAAAAUUUUAUAUAGGAGGAGUUCAGCUGUGGUGCAAUGCGAUUGGCAGCCUCUCAAGAAUGCUGGGGCACACGUUUGAUCCCUGGCCAGGCUCAGUGGGUUAAAUGAUCUGGUGUUGCCUGAGCUGCAGUGUAGGUGGCAGCCACGGCUUGCACCUGAUCCCUCACCCAGAAGCUCCAUACAUAGCAGGGCAACCAAAAAAGAAAAAAGAUUUUCAUAUAGACAUGUAAAGGACCACAAAUAGCUGAGAUAAAUGUGAAAAAAACAGUCUACUAUAUAUCGUCACAUAUUUAUUUAAAAUUAUCAUUUAAAGUGUUU